Messenger RNA from Manihot esculenta (cassava), 2096 nucleotides. Its product is annotated as transcription termination factor MTERF6, chloroplastic/mitochondrial. Gene Ontology annotation, molecular function: double-stranded DNA binding. The transcript has 7 exons. Lineage: Eukaryota; Viridiplantae; Streptophyta; Magnoliopsida; Malpighiales; Euphorbiaceae. Gene Ontology annotation, biological process: regulation of DNA-templated transcription. Bases 126 to 1913 code for a protein of 595 amino acids. The record is from RefSeq and is a predicted model, not a curated record.
UCACAACGGCAAGAUUCUUGUCUGGGUGAGAACCUGCCAGCUUUUUUCGACUUUUAGCUUAGCUAAGGGGAAACUGGGUUUUAGUUUGGCUGAAGUUGAUUUUUCUUUUCACUUGUCAUUUCUCAAUGAUGAUCAGCAAAACCUCAAUUCCCUCAUAUUUUCCAUUCUCAUCCCUUAACGCUCGCUCCCAUACCCAAUUCCACUCACAAAUCCUUUUACCCCUCAAAUCUCCGUCCUUUCUACUCCAUCAAACGACUCAAUUACUCACUAACCCAUUUCCCAAAUGCCAAAACCCCUGCAACCCAUCCCCAUCCUCUACUCAAGAUCAACAAGAACACCAACUCAAAGAUACCCAAGAAGCCAUUUUCCACUUUCUCCAAGACUUUGGAAUAUCCUUCGAGGAUUCUAGUUCCAUUGCUUCAAAUUGCCCUAACUAUGCUAGGAUGCUCAUUGAUAGUGUGAAAGAUUUGGACGACUGGAAUGGAUGGGAAAGUGCUAGCGCUGAUGGGAAGGAAUAUGUUGAUUUGGCCUUUAAGGAAAAGGUUAUUUACAUGGCCAAGGAUAAAGGUGAUAAUGGUAAGGUUGCUUUUCUUGAGAGUCUUGGAUUGAGUUUGUCUUCGGCUAUGAAUGUUGCUCGAUACAUCACCAGCCAGUCGCUUCCCGCUCUCAUUAACAAGGUUGAGCAUAUGAAGGAAAUGUUGUUUUCUGGCAGUGAUGAUAAAAGCCUCAUUGGAAAAAAUGCACGACGUAUGAUGAUGCAUUUAUCUAUACCCAUUGGUGAUGAUUUGCAACAGACAUUGUCCCUGUUCGAAAAGAUUGAAGCACGACGUGGUGGUUUGGACAUGCUUGGUUCCUCUGAUGCCUCUUUUCGAUGCUUAGUUGAAUCAUUUCCACAUAUUCUUUCGUUGCCGUUAGACACACACUUGAAGCCUAUGAUGGAACUUCUUGAAAGUAUUGGAAUCCCCAAGGAACGAAUGCAUGCCAUAUUCUUAUUGUUCCCACCUAUUCUCUUAUGUGAUAGUAAGGACAUUGAAAGAAAAGUUCUGUCUCUUAAGAAGUUUGUUGCAGUAGAUGAAGAUUUUGGAAAAAUAAUACAAAAAUAUCCAUGGAUUCUUUCAACCAGCAUUCAAGAUAACUAUAAGAAGAUUGUUUCUUUGUGUGAUAUGGAGAAGGUAGCAAAAGCGAGCAUUGACAAAGCAAUCAGAAACUGGCCUCACAUUCUGGGUUGUUCGACAAGCAAGCUGAAGUUGAUGUUUGAACAGUUUGGAGUGCUAUGUGUUAAACACAAGAAGUUGGGACAAGUUAUUGCUAAAAGUCCUCAACUACUGCUAAGAAAACCUGAAGAUUUUCUUCAGGUGGUUUCAUUUUUGAAAGAUCUAGGAUUUGAUCAGGAAACUGUGGGCAAGAUACUUGUUCGCUGUCCUGAGAUUUUUGCUAUGAGCAUUGAGAAAACACUACGGGUGAAAGUUGAAUUCCUUACUUCUAUUGGUGUUUCUGAGGACCAUCUGCCUCGCAUUAUUAAAAAAUAUCCAGAGUUUCUUGUGUCCGACAUCAACAAAGCAUUACUUCCUAGGAUGGAGUACUUGAUGGAGGUAGGACUCUCAAAGAGAGAGAUUGUAUUCAUGGUCCGCAGGUUCUCUCCUUUGCUUGGGUACAGCGUCAAUGAGGUUUUGAGACCAAAAUACGAAUUCCUGGUGAAUAUAAUGGAGAAACCAGUGAAAGAGGUAGUGGAUUAUCCAAGGUAUUUUAGUUAUUCACUGGAAAAGAAGAUAAAGCCGAGAUUCUGGGUGCUGAAGGGAAGGAAUGUGGAAUGCAGCUUAAAAGAUAUGCUUGGUAAAAAUGAUGAGGAGUUUGCUACCAAGUUUAUGGAUGCAGGAGGAAUGCUUGUUUCAUCUUCUCCUUCACAACCAUGAAAUGUUGAAGUUGUCAGUAAAUACAAAUACCACAUUUACCAAGGAAAAGAUGCUAACAUAGAUGUGGACGCAUAUAGAAAAAGUUCACUUUGCCUGAUUUGCUAUUCUUUAAUCAAACCAAAUGAAAUGGUUCUGAAAUGCUAAACUAUUGUUAUAAGGUCCAGUGAAGGUUUUUAGUUUGGA